GUACGGAACAAAGGUUUACGACUUGAUGAGCCUCUUAAUUUUACUGUUAGAAAUCCUUUUAACCUGUGAUGAAUCCUGCGUUCGAAACAGAUGAGACAAAUAUUGCCCCGUUUAAAGAAAUUUCACAGCAACAGAGUAAUGGCCCCUCAAGCUCUCCCGUCCAAAACAAGAACCCUGCGUAUUCCGAGGAGAGGUCUCCUAUUGAAGAAAGUCAAAGAGAUGUCGUUGACGACAUUUGUGCAACUGGGCCUGAACAGGACUCCGUGAUCGAAAACCAAAAAGAUAUGCUAAACGAUGAUGUAAAAGACGUCUUAUUCGUGUACCAGGAUGCUGCUAUCUACCUCAAUGAAGGGCUGGACAAUGACAGAUUUGAUAAUCACCCCACACAACAUACCAUUACAUGGUACAACAUAGCUCACAGUACCUGGUACAAUAUACUUGACUUAAUGGCAUCAACGCUAUUGUUGGCCCUGGGCCUUGCUGAGCACCCAUUCAAUGGAGCAUUACCUACCAGCAAUGUUCUGUCACUUGGAGCCCCAGUUCAUGGUAUUUUGGAGGUUACUGCUCUUUCUAUGCUGGCCUGUGGGGCAUUUGUCAAGAUGAAAUGGCAAGGUCUGAAAUCAUUCUUCACACAUAAACGAUCACUUGCAAAGUUUUUAGUUCUUUGUGUGAUGUAUAUUGAGGCCAUUGUUGUGGUGAUAAGAAGCAAGAACCAUGUCCGUGUAACAAGAGCCUUACGCCCAUUGUUUUUGAUUGACAGCUUCUAUCUGCGAGGUGUUAGAAGAACACUGCGACAGGUGAUGCUAUCCCUGCCACCAAUAUUGGACAUGCUCGUCUUGCUAUUAUUUUUUAUUUUUAUAUUUGCAAUGCUUGGGUUUUAUCUAUUUUCAUCAAACCAAGAUGAUGAGUAUUUUACCACAUUUGAAAGAAGUUUUAUCAGCCUCUUCGUACUACUGACAACUGCAAACUACCCUGACGUGAUGAUGCCAUCAUAUGCCAAGUCCAGAUGGUCUGUUAUCUUCUUCAUUGCCUACAUCUCUGUCGCAUUGUACUUCCUUAUGAACCUGCUACUUGCAGUAGUGUAUGACACAUUCACAAGUAUCGAAAAGGACAAGUUUCGUAAGCUCUUCUUGCACAAGAGACAUGCUGCGAGGCGUGCAUACACACUGCUGUGCAGUAAAGAUCCACCACACUGGAUAUCUUUGAAGCAGUUUCUAGGAUUGAUGAAGUUCUUCAAACCUAAUCAAAACGUAUUGCACAAUUACAUCGUAUUCAAGUCCCUCGACAAGGAAGAAAGAGGGGCACUGAGUCUUGACGACUUUUAUAACGUCUUUGAAAAGAAAGAGUUAUCCUGGAAAAAGAUGACCAAGCAUGACAAUGAGUGGUUUUACUUCAUCAAGGUCAAGUGUAAAGGGCUGUACUAUAUUUUGAAAGGAAUCCACUGGUUGAUAUGUCAAAAAGCCUUCGACUACUUUAUCUACAUUGUUAUCAUAGCCAACGGGUGCUCUUUCGUUGUGGAAAUCAUCAUGUUAUCAAAGAUGCCAUCAUCUGAGAGGCCUGUUACCGCGAUAUCGACGCACUGGUACAGCACGGUGUUCAUAGCAUUAUACGGCACGGAGGCGUUACUGAAAAUCAUUGGUCUGGGUGCGAAACAAUACUUCCGUUCGGGAUGGAACUGCUUCGACUUCAUUGUGACCGUCCUUGGUAUUAUUGGAGCUAUUGGGGCGUCCGCCAAGAGCUUUUCCAUCGCAUUCAUCGUCUGCCUGAGGCCGCUGCGUCUUCUACUAUUGUUCAAGCUGAAGCAGAGAUACCGAGAUGUCCUGGAUACCAUUUGGGUUCUCAUGCCGAGAAUGUUCAGGGUGGCGCUGGUUAUUUUGUGCUUGUACUACUCCUACGGUAUCAUCGGUUUGGAAUGCUUCUCUGGACUUAAGCUCAAGAACUGCUGCAACGGUACAUCAGUAGACGUCAACUAUAGGGAGAGUGGCUACUAUUAUCUCAACAACUUUGACGACCUGCUGCACGCGUUUGUUACGCUGUUUGAGUUGACAGUCGUUAAUAACUGGUUUAUCAUAAUGGAGGGGGUGGUUAACGUGACGUCCGACUGGAGCCGGAUAUAUUUCAUGUCAUUCUUCAUCAUUACCAUGGUUGUGAUGACGAUUGUUGUAGCUUUCGUCUUAGAAGCUUUUCUGUUUAGAAUCCAGUACCGGAAGAGGACAACUAACGAGGAAGUGGAAAUGGCCAUCAAAACGGAGAUAAACGUCUCCUACGAAGAAAUAAGAGCGUUAGACCCUCAACUCGUGGAACAGGAGGGUGUGCAAGAGGGAGAAACGGUGAGACAUUAUACCACAGGUAGCCUAACCUCACUGAGAUGUGUGCAAGAGGGAGAAACGGUCACAUAUCGAGGAAAACGUCACAAAACAAAGAUGGAUUUCAGCAUUAAAAUGUACAGCGAUGAAGUGCAGGCGUGGGUCAAUAGCGAGAGGGUGUACAAUCUGACCAAUGCUCUUCGCAACCAAGAGGUCACGGCUGACGAUGACUAUGCCCCAGAACUACUGACGCAGCGAUACAUCGGCUCACUCCCCAGAGGGGAUAACUCAUUCCAGAUAUCCUCCAGAGAGCAGACAGAGGGAGCUCGCCAAAGAUGUCAUUUGGUAUGACCAAUCACCAAGGAAACGGAUUGACAGAUUUCGUCACGUGGUAUGGCAGAACUUGUCAACGGUGUCAUUUGGUAUGACCAAUCACCAAGGAAACGGAUUGACAGAACUCGUCACCUGGUAUGGCAGAACUUGUCAACGGUGUCAUUUGGUAUGACCAAUCACCAAGGAAACGGAUUGACAGAACUCGUCACGUGGUAUGGCAGAACUUGUCAACGAUGUUUGGUAUGAAAUAUGUGAUCACAGCGACAGGCCAGGUUAUCAAAAGGGGGUCCUGACCAGUAGAGUCUUACCAAGUGUGUCUACUGUGUUUGGUGUUAGGGGUGCAUGGGAAAUAGAAGUAGAUAUGCCAUUGUGAGUAAUUGUAGUAUCAGACGGACGGACGGACGGACAGACGGACGGACAGACAGACGGACGGAUAGACAGACUUGCUGUCUCUCUCUAUAAAUUCAGAAUCAUUAUGUAAUUUAUUUUUGCUAAUCAUAACCUACUGAUAAUGCUUCGCGUCAAUGUAUUUAUUAGAUCUUCUACACAAAGUGUGGUUUAUACCUUAUUUUCUUCUCAAUAUCAAAUAACUGUUGAUUUUAUCAUAGUUUGUAUAGUAUCGUUUUUGCAAACGUUAAUAAAAAAAUAAUUAAUUUGU
Messenger RNA from Nematostella vectensis (starlet sea anemone), 3297 nucleotides. RefSeq names its product two pore calcium channel protein 1. The transcript is spliced from 28 exons. The record is from RefSeq and is a predicted model, not a curated record. Gene Ontology annotation, biological process: monoatomic ion transport; transmembrane transport. The coding region runs from base 69 to 2657 and encodes 862 amino acids. Gene Ontology annotation, cellular component: lysosomal membrane; endosome membrane. Gene Ontology annotation, molecular function: monoatomic ion channel activity; voltage-gated channel activity. Lineage: Eukaryota; Metazoa; Cnidaria; Anthozoa; Actiniaria; Edwardsiidae.